AUGUCUACCUUCCCCUACCGCAACGACCUUCUUGCGCCGUUCCUCGCUCUUCCUCAGGGAGACAAGGUUCAGGCUGAAUACGUUUGGAUCGACGGUGACGGCGGUCUACGUUCCAAAACCACUCGUUCGGCUCAUUUUGGAGGUUUGCAGACUGUCAGUAAGAAGGUCACUGAUAUUGGCCAACUUCGUACUUGGGAUUUCGACGGUUCUUCAACGAACCAAGCUCCUGGCCACGACUCUGACGUCUAUCUGCGCCCUGCCGCGAUCUUCAAAGACCCUUUCCGCGGUGGUGACAAUAUUCUUGUCCUUGCAGAGACCUACAACAACGAUGGCACACCCAACAGGACCAAUUAUCGUCACCAUGCAAAGAAAGUCAUGGACCAAGUCAAGGAUCAGGAGCCGUGGUUUGGUCUAGAACAAGAAUACACCUUGUUCGAUGCUGAUGGUACUCCCUUUGGUUGGCCCAAGGGCGGUUUCCCUGGUCCCCAGGGACCCUAUUACUGUGGUGCUGGAACUGGCAAAGUCUUUGCCCGUGAUCUCAUUGAGGCUCAUUACCGAGCGUGUCUCUACUCUGGUGUUAACAUCAGCGGUAUUAACGCUGAAGUUAUGCCUGCUCAAUGGGAGUUCCAGGUCGGGCCUUGCGAGGGUAUCUCUAUGGGUGAUCACCUCUGGAUGGCCCGUUAUCUCCUCGUACGUAUCGCCGAGCAAUGGGGUAUCAAGGUGUCCUUCCACCCCAAGCCUCUUCAGGGUGACUGGAACGGUGCUGGUUGCCACACCAAUUACUCCACCAAGUCCAUGCGUGAGCCUGGAGGGAUGAAAUACAUCGAAGCUGCCAUUGAAAAACUUUCCAAGCGUCAUGACGAGCAUAUCGCUGUGUAUGGAGAGGAUAACGACCUUCGCUUAACUGGUCGCCAUGAAACCGGCCACAUCGGAUCUUUCAGCUCUGGCGUUGCCAACCGUGGUGCUUCUAUUCGUGUGCCGAGGCACGUCGCUGCGCAAGGCUAUGGGUACAUGGAAGACAGACGUCCCGCUUCGAACAUUGACCCAUAUCGUGUCACUGGCAUCAUGGUCGAGACGACCCUUCUUACCCAGUAA
Lentinula edodes (shiitake mushroom) is the source of this 1095-nucleotide messenger RNA. RefSeq names its product glutamine synthetase. Gene Ontology annotation, cellular component: cytoplasm. NCBI's taxonomy places the organism in Eukaryota, Fungi, Basidiomycota, Agaricomycetes, Agaricales, Omphalotaceae. Gene Ontology annotation, molecular function: glutamine synthetase activity. The transcript is spliced from 5 exons. The record is from RefSeq and is a predicted model, not a curated record. The coding region runs from base 1 to 1095 and encodes 364 amino acids.